AUGAGCGAAACCAAGAAACGUGGCAAGUACGGCAGACCCUGUGACUUGUGCUCCUCAAGAAGAGUCCGGUGUGUUUUCCCCGAAGGCUCUGAACGGUGCCAGAGCUGUAUCAACCAAAAUACACAAUGCACACAAAACAGAAUUCGAAAGAAGUCCGGGCCAAAGGCAAGAAGGGUUCCAGAGGAUUCGCCUCAAUCGUUGCUCUACACGCCUUUGGCGGAUACUCGGUUGGACUUUACCACUCCGAGACCGAUUCCUAUGGACGAGUCUUAUACUGAGAGAAUGGACCCCUAUAUGGCCAGAAUAUCUCUAGAUAAAUUGAUUGCGUAUCUUCAGGUCUAUCAAACGUGGUUUUACGGCUACUGGCCGGUGCUCUCGGUGGCAGAGAUCAUCUCGAAAAUCACGAACUCCAAUCUGAUGAGUGAAUCCAUACACUCGAUCAGAUUGACAGAAAGAAACGUCUUUUACUACAGUCUAGCGUGCUCCGUUUGUGCUGCUAUAGCCACUCAAAUGACCUUUGUUUCGGUGAAAGAUAGACUCGUCAAUGAUGCCUUCAGCUGUCUGGACACAGAGUACGCCGACGAGGCCAAACGGGCUAGGAACUUGUUUGAUUACACAAGUAAUCCAAACGUCGAGACUCUUCUCUCAUCCUUCUUCCUCUACGCUCAUUACACGAAUCGCGAGGGCAAAACUAACCAGGCGAUCAUACACUUGAGGGAAGCCAUAUCGGUGUCCCAGCUCUUGGGAUUUCACAACCAAGCCACCUACCAAAACAAGUCGGUGGCAGAAAAACAUCGUUGGCAAAAAAUCUAUUAUACCUUGCUUGUCACUGAACGGUUUGUAUCAUUCGAGGACGCAAUGCCUGUUAUUCUUGAUCCAACGAUUGCAUUACCGCUGCUUGAAAAUGAGGAGUAUCCGAGUCUAUUGGUCGGGUUCAUUGAGCUUGUCAAGGUCUUUUCCGUUCCUCAUAAGCACAUUUUUGAAGAAGUUCAUAUGAAAGGCGGCAACCAAAACAUCAAGGCAUUCAGAGACUAUCUCCAAAAUCACGACAAUGCCCAAAAAACCAGGUGUAUUCUUGAAGUCCAAUCACAGCUCGACCAACCCCUAGACCAAACAACGAAGGCGUCUGAUUCGCAAAAGCUCAACAUUUACCUUUCUCGUUCUUGGAUCCAAGCAAUUGCCUGGCAUAUCACAUUUGAAAACGGACUACUCACAUAUUCGUCGGAACAAUCAACCAACUGCCUAGCAAAGGAUUUUCCCAUAAAAAUAGCCAGGGAUUUCUUAGCGUCAACAAAGGACCUUCCUGCUGUGGCAUUCGAGGCGAAUGGCCCCGGAGUGUGCAUCAAGCUACUCGAAAUAGCCAACUCGCUUGUAUUUGCCGUGCCAGGUUCGUAUAGCAAAUCGAUUUUGGCGGAUAGUCUAAAUUCGAUCUUUAUGCUUGCAAAUCAAUUCAAAAAUCAUAUUACGCUACCAAUGGAUGUUUACCACAAGGUGGUCGGAAAAAUCUCUUCAUUCUCCACCCAUGUUGAAAGACCCUUGUCCCUCGAAUCUCCGGCUACAGCUGCCAUUCAAGAAUUGUUUGACGAAGAUGACAUAGAAGAACAAAGCGGCUCCUGUCUCGGAAGCUCAGAACUUCUGCCCACAGACAGAAAUCCCUCAUUUACGCAGCUUUACAAGCAACUGGGCGCAGCAUAUCCUCAGGCGAUGGUGAACGCCUUGAGUGGUAAUUCAAGCCAGGACGAAAAUGCCGUCUUGGCGAACAACGAUCUAUUCGAAAGCUCCCCUUCAUUAUCACAUUUCAUGCACCCUCCAUGA
Candidozyma duobushaemuli is the source of this 1815-nucleotide messenger RNA. RefSeq names its product transcription factor (gene SUC1). The record is from RefSeq and is a predicted model, not a curated record. The coding region runs from base 1 to 1815 and encodes 604 amino acids. Gene Ontology annotation, biological process: DNA-templated transcription; regulation of DNA-templated transcription. Gene Ontology annotation, molecular function: zinc ion binding; DNA-binding transcription factor activity, RNA polymerase II-specific; DNA binding. Lineage: Eukaryota; Fungi; Ascomycota; Pichiomycetes; Serinales; Metschnikowiaceae. The transcript has a single exon.